CAAAAUCUCAAAUUCUACAUUCAUGUUCUGUCAUUGCAAGAUAAAGAGAAGUUGAAUUAUUUAAUAACUUGCACGUUAUCUACAACAACAACUCAUUGACUUGAUCCACAAACUACUCUUGUUGUUGGAUGUUACGUUUUUGACUCCAUUAAAGAGCUCUUUUUCUUCUUGGCUUAUAUAUCAUUCAAGCUAACUUCCAAUUCCAAAAACUCUUUUCUCUCUUUUUCUUUAAAAUAUCAACGGUUGAGAUGAGACGACAAGGUCGGCAACAUGGUCUAGUCAGAGGUUACCGGAUUCUUCCACCACCGCUUAACACAAGACCGGUCAACUCUUUGACUUCACCUCAAACCUCUGAGUUAUUUACCGAAUCGCCAUCUAAACCGACCAAAGCUCACCGGAAAGUGUGGCCUGGCCAGGUGCAUUGGGUGAGAUCAAACGACAUUGCUUCAUCAAGCUACAAACUGCUGACGUGGAGGGUCAAGACUGUCCCCGGAUCCGAUCCUGUUUUGAAUCUCCCUGGUUUCUUGGAUCCUCAUAACUGUGAAGACAAUGUAGUAAAAGGAGAAGAAGCUGGAGUACUUGAAACGGUGAAGACAGAGAGUAAUGGAGAUAAUAGUGAUAAAGAAGAAGAUGGUGGGUCUCUUGAUUAUGGUCAAAGUAUGAGUUUUUACGAUGUGGGGAUGAUGAUGACGGAACAUGUGUUAGAAGAUGACGAUGAAGAAGAAGAUGGUUGGUGUUUGGUCUAAUGAUGUCUCCCUCACGUGGAUCAGCUUUUUUCCUUUUUCUUUUGUGAAUGUUCAUUUGAUUACUUUACAUUAUCUUUUAAGUAAAGCUGGUAGCUUUACCAAU
This is a messenger RNA of Camelina sativa (false flax), 849 nucleotides long. RefSeq lists its product as uncharacterized. Lineage: Eukaryota; Viridiplantae; Streptophyta; Magnoliopsida; Brassicales; Brassicaceae. The record is from RefSeq and is a predicted model, not a curated record.